This is a messenger RNA of Oldenlandia corymbosa var. corymbosa, 516 nucleotides long. Lineage: Eukaryota; Viridiplantae; Streptophyta; Magnoliopsida; Gentianales; Rubiaceae. The record is from the annotation of a GenBank genome assembly.
AUGAGGAUGAAUGGCAAGAUUCCACCACCACCAUUGCAGCCUAUGGUACUUCCAUGCCUUGACAUUCUAAAAGCAUGGCAAAUGACACAAGAAUCAUUUGUUACUACUACUAAUAAUGUGUUCUUCAAUCCUAGUAUCGGAACCCUUGAAUCUCCAACCUCCACGUUACACUUUUCCGAUAACGUUAUGCCACUUUCGGCCAUUAGUAAGUAUAAUAUCGAGAAUCCAAAGCCAUUCACAAAAGAAAAUCGUGCAAAUAUUAAUGGUGUUGUGCAGCUUUGUGACAUUGUUGAUUACCCUAUUGAUGCUUCUUACUAUGAAGAUUCACUUAGGCCAGCUCCCAGUUUCAUGGAAGGGUUUUAUGAUGCCGAAUGUGCCGGUCCAAAUUCGAAUAAUAUUGGUUUUAUGGGAUCAUUUCAUGGCAAUCUUGAGGAUAUCUCCAGUGAUGGUGGUCUUGAAGACAACAAGAAAUAUUGGAACAAUGUCCUUAAUGGAGAGACUAAUACAGCUACUUAG